Molecule: messenger RNA, 1647 nt
Organism: Mesorhabditis spiculigera
Lineage: Eukaryota; Metazoa; Nematoda; Chromadorea; Rhabditida; Rhabditidae
Source: the annotation of a GenBank genome assembly
AUGCAUCCAAGAAAGCAGCAUCUUUUCAACUAUCAGGGUUACAUUGGUGCCUACCUGUUGAUUGGCGGCGUUGACCCGACCGGUCCUCAUCUUUAUGAAUGUACCGCCAACACUUCCACGAUGCACAAGGAAUUCGCUGCCCAGGGAUCGGUAGCUAUGCCGCUAUCUCGAUUCUCGAACGACUUCAAGCCCAAGAUGACGGAAGCCGAAGCGAAGGAUCUGGUGCAACGUGCGCUCCACGCCGGUAUGCACGGUGACAACGCAAAAGCCCGGUUUUCGCAAGCCAAAGUCUUCCGCGAUCUCCAAGAGAAAAUCAACGUGCAGGGCUCGUUGUGCCAACAACUAGAAGAUGAUCAGAACGCACGCGAAGCGGCACUCAGAAAACUAACUACUGACGAAAUCGAGGCCAAAGAGAUGCUGGAACAGGUGCUUGGGAAACGUGAAGCUGAAAAGAGCGCCGACGACUCUUUGCGCAGGGGAAUUUCUGAUGAUUGCGAAUACCUCGUUGAAUCGACCUCAGAAAUGGCUGUAAAGCAGAUUGCUGCAAUGGAGAAGCAGCUGAGCGCCCGGGAACACGGCUGUCUUGUCGACGUGCGAGACGACGGCGUAAAUGUCGUCGGCUUGCACCCGGGGCUGCAACAGUUGACACAUAUCAGCCACUACGACGAGAACGGAGACGAGAUUAUGGAUCUCCCCGAUCGGGAAAGUGUCAGCACUGCCUUUGGGAAGGUCAAAGUGACAAUAUAUGGCGAUCGUGCACGCCUACCUCUCGUCACUUUCCAUGAUCUUGGGCUUGAUUCGGAGAGCAACUUCCAAAAUUUCUUCCAAUUCGUGUCGAUCGCCGAGUUCACGGACAAGUUCUGCAUCUACAACAUCAACGCUCCUGGCCAGGAGAUGGAUGCGAAGCCACUGCCUGAGAACUUCCAAUACCCGACGAUGGAGGGUCUCGCGAACAUUGUCGAAAAUGUUGUGGAGCAUUUCAAAUUGCCGCACUUUUUCGCGUUUGGCGUCGGGCUCGGUGCCAAUGUGCUGCUGCGCUACACGUUGAUGAACCAAGACCGUGUCAACGCGCUCAUCCUGGUUAAUUGUGUCCACAGCACCUGCGGCUGGGUCGAGUGGGGUUACGAAAAGGUGAACCAGCGUCACUUGAAGAAUUACGGGAUGACCUCAUUUGUGGCCGACUAUUUGAUGUGGCAUCAUUUUGGGCGUCGCAUCGACGAGUGCUCUUCCGACAUCGUCAGGCAGUACCGGGUCUAUUUCCAGCACCUGCCGAAUCCCACAAACUUGUCUAUGCUGAUUGAUGCCUAUAUAAACCGGACUCCUAUCAACUUCUCGCGUGAAGGCGGCGCGGCUGGGCCGCAGUUGAAGGUCCCUGUCUUGCAGCUCGUCGGAGCUAGCUCGGCAUUUGUCAACGAGACGGUUGAGGUGAAUACCCGCCUGGAUCCGUCCAGGAGCGACUGGAUUAAGGUCUCCGGCUCUUGCGGGCUAGUGCUGGACGAUCGACCGGAAGCCGUCACCGAAGCCCUGAUGCUGUUCUUACAGGGACUUGGAUAUUUCCCAACGAUGAACGUCGUCAAGCUGAUGAAGCAGAUUCACGAGGCCCAAAGCGGCUCCUAUGCGGCCGAACAGCGCUGCGUCGACGAAUGU